This is a messenger RNA of Setaria italica (foxtail millet), 697 nucleotides long. Its product is annotated as abscisic stress-ripening protein 3. The transcript is spliced from 2 exons. Bases 83 to 406 code for a protein of 107 amino acids. The record is from RefSeq and is a predicted model, not a curated record. Lineage: Eukaryota; Viridiplantae; Streptophyta; Magnoliopsida; Poales; Poaceae.
CCCGAUUCAUAUCCAUCGCCACAACCAAAGACACCAUCGAAAGGUCUUACAGCUGUCAUCACUAGUUUCUCGACGACCGGCCAUGGCUGAGGAGAAGAAGCACCACCACCUGUUCCACCGACACAGCAAGGACGACGGCGAGGAGGAGGCGAGCGCCGGCGAGGUGGACUACGAGAAGAAGGAGAAGCACCACAAGCACCUGGAGCAGCUCGGCGGGCUCGGCGCCAUCGCCGCCGGCGCCUACGCCAUUCACGAGAAGCACAAGGCGAAGAAGGACCCCGAGAACGCGCACGGGCACCGGGUGAAGGAGGAGGCGGCGGCGGUGGCGGCGCUGGGCGCUGCCGGCUUCGCGUUCCACGAGCACCACCAGAAGAAGGACGCCAAGAAGCACGCCGCUGACAACUGACCGAUGAUGAUGAUGAUGAUGAGCUAUAAAUAAAUUCAUAUAGGCGCCUGCUUGCCUGCUUCGCCAUUGCUUGUUCUGCUUUUCGCGAUUGUGAGAUUGGUUCGUCGUCGUCCUUUUUGUUCCUUGUACGCGCCAGAGCCAUGGACGACGUUCUGGCACUGGUUUCCUGCGUGCCAGAUCGCCUUGGGCUCGACCGAUCCGUAUUCCUAAAAUAACUGUGUCUGUUUCCUCUGCACAGAUGUGUAAUAUAUGUAUUACUAAAAUACAUGUCUAGUUCUUACUUAUUUGGUA